This is a messenger RNA of Meloidogyne enterolobii, 3998 nucleotides long. The record is from the annotation of a GenBank genome assembly. Lineage: Eukaryota; Metazoa; Nematoda; Chromadorea; Rhabditida; Meloidogynidae.
AUGGUGUCAAUUUAUGACAAUUGGGUUUUGGAAAUGCAAAAACUUGUUGAAGUUAGGGAAAAGAAUGUUAAGUUUCUCGAAGAAUCACAACCUUUUGAUGACCAACGUUUACGUUCUUUAGACGCUACAUUAAAAAAAGUGACAGCAUUUACCAAAAAAUUAAAAAAUGUAUCGUCAACGACAAUUAGUCAAUUAUUACCAGAUUUGGAAAAAUUAAAUUUGAGGUAUUGUGUAGUCCCCCCCCCUCCUCCUAUAAGUGCCCUUUAUUUAUUUCCCUUUUUUCUCGUCCCCUUAUCAAUAUUGGCCCAAAUGUCAUGCCUUAAGAAAAGGAAGAGGAAAGAAAAAGGGGCGGUGUUUAUGGGGAGGGGCGGGGCUUAUGGCAGAGGGGGGGGGGGAAACUACACAAAUUCCAAUUUAAGUAAAUAUUUGGAUGAAAUUGCUUUUAACAUUUGUGAAGCAAAAAUUAAAAUUGCUGAUUUGACAAAUCUAGUUGAUUUUAUUGUCAAAAUUUCGUCAUUAUAUAAUCAAUUUUCAACGCAUUUAUUGAAUGAAUUUAAAAAGCAAAUGCCUUCAAAGAAGACGGAUAAAGUGGAGAAUCCGUCAAAAUUGAGAGUUGAUUUGAGAUUUUUCACAGAACUUUUACUUAAUGGAAUAUUUGGACGUGAAGGACUUCAAUUACUUGGGGCUGUUUUAGCUUUUUUGGUCAACACAGAUAAACAAGAACAUUUAAAUACAAGUGUGUUGAUGCCUUUUUGUAAGGCUCAUUUUUUUCCAAUUACUGGGAUUUUGCCGUAUUCUAUACAAAAGGAAAUUGGUGAAUUAGAAGAGAAGGGAAAAGAACAUGCUAAAUUAAUUUCAACGUUAUUUACUGCAGAGCAAAGAAGCAUUCUUUCAAAAACACUUGAUGAUUAUUGGCAAUCUUUGGUAGAACAUACAAAUAAAAAAUAUCUGGAAAUGAAUAAAUUGAAAAAGUCGAUAAGACGACAGGAGAGGACUAGAGGUGAUGCUUCCGCUGAUGACCGUCAACGUUUUGAACAAACCAAACAACAUUUUGAACGUCUCCAAACUUCUUUGGAAGAAUUAACCGAGUGUUUAGGCCAUCCACCUAUUCAACUCCCUCCAGAAGAAACUAGUGAAGAUGAAAGAGAGGCCGAUGCAGCUGUAAAUCGUUUAACUGAAGAAUUGAGUGAAGGAAGAAUUUUAAUUUGGCCUGAUCGUGAUACUCAAUUAUUUUAUGAAUCUUUAAUUGACGUGACUGCUUACACACCUACUAUUGCUGCACAGACGCCAGAUACGGGAAUUGAACAGCAACAGACUAAAGAGCAUAUUGUAACUGAAUCUAUUGAAAAUGUUGAUUUAAGCUGUUUGGAAGAAGUACAGCCUACAGAUGAGAUGGAAACAACUGCUGCUGCAACAUCAAAUUUACUGGAAGUUCCUGAGGAAGAGGAAAUUUCACAAUCAACAGAACUUAUAGAGGAGCAAGAAACAAUUUAUCAGCAACCACCAGACUCAACAACAAUUACCCCCACAACUACCAGCAACUUUUCUGAAUUACUUGGACGUCUCCCCCAAUCAAUAAACAAAGAAUUAAUUGAUUCAAUUUCAAUAGAUUUUUUAAAAAAUUAUUCCAGAAUUAAAAGUAAUCGAAAACGUUUAAUUCAACAUUUGCAACAACCGCCGGAAGGACGUUUAGAUUUGUUACCUUUUUAUGGGAGGUUUAUGGCUACAAUUAAACCUGCUUAUCCAGAAAUUACUACACAGGUAUUGCAUGAAUUGUUAGCUCGUUUCCGUUCAAUCACCACCCCAAAAAGUGUUAAAUUUCCAAAGAAGGCAGAAAUGCAGCAGGCACUUGCUCGAAUUGAAGCGAAGCUUCAACUAUGUUCUUACCUUUCUGAAUUGUGUAAAUUUGGAAUUCUUCCAAAAGCUGAAGCAUUAACAUGUUUACGUUCUUUAUUAGUACAUAUGCAUGUUUACAAAGUUGAUAUGCUUUGUAUUAUGAUUGAACAAAUGGGUUCAUUUUUAUAUCGUUCACCUGAUGCUCAUUCAAAAAUGGCUGUAAUAAUGCAAGUUUUGAAGGAUAAAUCGGCAAAUGUUAAAGAUCCAAGGCAUAAGAUUCUCCUCGAAAAUGCCUAUUUUGCUGUUAUUCCUCCAGAUGAUCUAACAAUUAGUUCAACAACAACAGCAGCUCGACAACCACCAAUGCAUGAAUUUAUUCUUCACAAGCUUUCAACAGACAUUAGAAUUGGUAUUUUUCGACGUAUAGAUUGGGAUGAUGAUGAGAUUAAAGAUUUCACCUUAAAAUUGCUUUCUUGUCCAUGGCGUGUUCAUUUUGCUGAUAUGGCUUCUAUGGCUUCCCUUGUUUCUGCACUUUCUGAUCAUCAUGAUUGGAUUGGUGUUUAUGUGUUAGACUCUGUUCUUGAAUUUUUGCGUCUUUCGUUAGAAUUAAAUGCUCCAGCAUUGCAACAACGUGCACUCACAACUGUUGCUUAUCUUGGACAAUUAUUUAAUUAUAAUGUUACAAAUACUGCUACUUUAUUUAAGGUUUUGUAUCAAUUAAUUUCUCUUGGUAUUCACCCAAUUAACUCUACUGUCUCCCCCGAUUUACCUCAACAAGAAGGAAACAAUGAAUCAUCAGGUCCAGAACAAUUAAUUAUUCGAUUACAACGAAUCCGACUUGUUACCCAAUUAGUGGAUACAGUCUGUGAAUUUUUCUGUGCUCCAAAAAGUAAAAGUACUAGAAGGAUGGAUCAAUUUUUGUUCUUCUUUUUAAAAUUUUACUAUGAAACACGUGAUGGUUGGUCUCUUUUUAUCGACGAAAUUGGUGAAUUCCCUGAUGAUGUUAUUCAAUUAGUUAUCGAAUUAUUGCGUACUUGGAGAAAAAAUGAAAAAUUUCCUGAAAACCUUAAUGAGGCGCAAAUGAAGGUAGCAGAGAUUGAAGCGACUUAUAAGGCAAAAGUUGAUGAAAUUUUGGCUGGAAUGCGUAAUGCUCUUGAAGCGGCGACUAGAGAUGAGGAAGGGCAAAGACGUCUUAAUAGAAUUAAUGAAGAAAACGAGGAGGAGGAAGAAGAUGAUUAUGAUAGUGAGGAGGAGGAGGAAGAUGAAGAGGACCAUUCUUUGGAUGGAGAAUUGGACCAUUCUUGUGAUAAUAAUGAAGAAGAUGCUGAACAUGAAGGGAGGCCCCAUUCAAAUCGAAAACAACACAAAAAGAAUAGUUUAAAUAAUAAUGAAGAACAACAAAAUAUUUCUUCAUUACAAACACAACAUUUAUUAGAAAAUCCUGAAAAAUCGCCAACUUGUUAUUUUGAUGGAGAUGAAUCUGAGCUUAGAAUACAUACACAACAAAAACAGUUACUUCCAGAAGAUGAAGAUUUUAUGAGAGAUUUUGAUAAAACCAUGAAUGAGUCUUUACAGUCAGCUCCAGUAAUGCUUCAAGGUCCUAUUAGCGAUUUGGUUGUUCCACCCCAAGCAAAACAAAAAUUUGAAAGGAAAUUGACUUUUGCAAUGUCAGAAACUCAUUCAGUUGAUAAAAGUUCUCCACAUGAUCUUUUGCCACCUGAAGAUAUUGGGGGAAAUAAUUAUUAUGGAAGGAGCUCUCAACAGCAACAUAGACAGAAAGCAUCUUCCCCCCAAUCUAGAAUGGCUUUAAUGCUUCGUGCUAACAAAGGUGUUGGUGGUAGUAGUGGUGGCGGUGGCGGCUUAGGAACAAGCGGUGGAGGAAUCGGAGCUAAAGGCAAUGUUUUGUUGAAAGCAGUAAAUAUAGAAGAUAUUGAUGAUAAUUUGGCGGAAAAAUGGCGAAUGGCACAGGAGGAACAAGAGAAAAAUAGAAGGGAAAUGAAAAAGGUAACUUUGGCUCUAAAUGAACGUAUGGCACAAGAAGCUGAUGAAGCAAACAGGCAAGAACAAAUUGCGGAAAUGGAAAAACGUUUUAUAUUUACUAGUGGGGGUGGGUCAACGACAACACCGACAUCAAAUUUUGUGGGAGGGAAUGAGUAAUUAAA